CUCUCUCUCUCUGCCCCGGCGCAUUUUGGGAAAAGGGGGAAGCCUUUCUUUGAUUUUGGGCUCUCACGUUAUCAAUCUGAUGGUAUUGAUUGAUUGAUGAUUCCUCCAGGUCCCGGUUCUACUCCAGCAUUUCCAAUUCCCGUCUGUCCGCCGGCCGCUCCAUUAACGAUUGAACUUGCAAAUGUUCCUUCUCAAGGCAUGGAGGGCAACAGCUUUUGGGGCUUAUGGCUACCUCAAUUUCACAAAAUCCUCCUUCCUCGGAAUCAUGCCACGGGAAUUGCAGAUUGCAGCCUGCAAAUCGCUUCCGAAGCACCCCUUCAAAGUCAAAUCUCCGUGUACGCUGAGCCCUCUCGGUGCGACUACGGGGCCGGACUGCUCAGUGGUUGACGCGCUGUCCAGACCGGUUCGGACCUCCGUCCCUCACCUACUCAGACACCCUUUUGAUGGCUCAAAUCUCGAAGGAUUGCUGACCGGACUGUCCGGCAGUGGGAACCGGAGGGGGCUCAGCAUUGAGUCGGGAAAUGAGCUGGCGACGGAGGUGGACCAGGACAAAGUGGUGGACUUGAUAAACAUUAAGUUUGCGGAGGCUAGGGAGGAGAUUGAGAUGGCUAUGGAAUCCAAGGAGACCGUUUAUUUCGACGAGGAAGCGGAGUGUGCCAGGGCUGUCGUGAAGGAAGUCCUUGACCUGUUCGAUGGUUUGUUGGCGAAGCUGCCAGAGAGUGAGAGGGCUGCUUUGCAGAGGUCAAUGGGGCUCAAGAUUGAGCAGUUGAAGGCCGAGCUCAAGCAGCUUGAUGAUUGAUUCUGUUUCAUAGUGUACGAGUUUGCAUAUAUUGCAGGCUCGUCGAAUGACAAAUCGCUGGUAGGCGGCAUUCCAGGCUUGGAAGCAGCUAUGGCAGCGGGGGGGAGCCUUUGCUUGUACUUCUUCGCCAUCUCUUCCGCCUCUGAGAAUACUUUCUGCAUGAAAAGGUUGCUAAGUAAGAUCAAUAAGGCUAAUACAGUGCAGACUAAUGCUAAAAUUUUUCAUAUGAUGUAUCGUGCUAAUAAACAUGAAGUUUGUCGCUGCCAAA
Punica granatum (pomegranate) is the source of this 1067-nucleotide messenger RNA. NCBI's taxonomy places the organism in Eukaryota, Viridiplantae, Streptophyta, Magnoliopsida, Myrtales, Lythraceae. The record is from RefSeq and is a predicted model, not a curated record.